AUGUCUGACUCUUCGUCAGAAGACGAACAGAUUGCGGCUAAAAGUAAAAAGAGCAAAUUAAACGAUGGUAACUGCGUAACUGAAGUUGCUGAAGAAAAGACAUUUGAACAAUUAGGCGUCCGGGAUGUUUUAUGUGACGUUUGCAUACGUUUGGGAUGGAAAAAGGCAACGAAAGUGCAAUGUGCUGCAAUUCCUUAUGCUUUAGCUGGAAGAGACGUCAUUGGACUCGCUGAAACUGGCUCGGGAAAAACGGCAGCUUUUGCUUUACCGAUUUUGCAAGCGUUAUUAGACACACCCCAGAAACUCUUUGCUCUCGUUUUGACGCCCACAAGAGAACUAGCUGUACAGAUCGGAGAACAGUUUGAGGCGUUGGGUUCUUCAAUUGGUCUUUUAGUAGCUGUUAUUGUUGGCGGUGUUGAUAUGGUUACUCAGGCUUUGGCUUUGGCAAAACGUCCUCACGUCAUAAUUGCUACGCCUGGUAGACUUGUAGACCACCUUGAAAACACUAAAGGAUUUAAUUUGCGGGCUUUGAAAUAUCUAGUUCUUGACGAAGCUGAUCGAAUCCUGAAUAUGGACUUUGAAGUAGAGCUAGAUAAAAUACUGAAAGUUAUUCCCAAAGAACGAAAAACUUACUUGUAUUCAGCUACAAUGACAAAGAAGGUAGCUAAAUUGGAAAGGGCUUCUCUGCGAGAUCCCGCUCGUAUUACUGUGUCAUCGAAAUACCAAACCGUGGAAAAGUUAAAGCAGUAUUACUUGUUUAUUCCUCAGAAGUUUAAAGAGGCUUAUUUAGUUUACGUUUUGAAUGAAAUGGCUGGGCAGACGUGCAUUGUAUUCUGUUCUACAUGUGCAACUGUAAUGAGGAUUUCGAUGAUGUUAAGAGAGUUGGGGCUUGGUGCGGUACCGCUUCACGGCCAACUGAGUCAAGCUUCAAGAUUAGGAGCUUUGAAUAAAUUUAAAAGCAAGGCUCGAUCAAUACUCGUCUGUACUGAUGUAGCUUCUCGAGGACUAGAUAUACCUCAUGUUGAUGCUGUUCUAAAUUUUGAUGUACCUGGUCAAUCAAAAGACUACAUUCAUCGGGUUGGUCGAACAGCACGUGCAGGUCGUUCUGGAGUAGCAGUAACCUUUGUGACACAGUAUGAUGUUGAAGUUUACCAGCGAAUAGAACAGCUUCUUGGAAAAAAGUUGCCUUUGUACGAAACUGUUGAAAACGACGUUAUGGUACUUGUUGAAAGAGUCGAAGAGGCAAUGGAUGUUGCAAAACAUGACUUAAGAAUUAUUGAGAUGAAGAAGAAAAAGAAAAAGAGGGGACAGAAUGUAUUGGACAGCGACGAUGAUAAUGCAGAGGAAUCUACUUAUCGGAAAAAGUUUAAAGCGAAAGAAAAGCAGAAAGCGGGUAUUCGGAAUAAAGUUGUUUGA
Molecule: messenger RNA, 1416 nt
Organism: Enterobius vermicularis (human pinworm)
Lineage: Eukaryota; Metazoa; Nematoda; Chromadorea; Rhabditida; Oxyuridae
Source: the annotation of a GenBank genome assembly